This is a messenger RNA of Sphaerodactylus townsendi, 3425 nucleotides long. RefSeq names its product kinesin family member 18B (gene KIF18B). NCBI's taxonomy places the organism in Eukaryota, Metazoa, Chordata, Lepidosauria, Squamata, Sphaerodactylidae. The record is from RefSeq and is a predicted model, not a curated record. Bases 751 to 3153 code for a protein of 800 amino acids. Gene Ontology annotation, molecular function: ATP binding; microtubule binding; microtubule motor activity. The transcript has 15 exons. Gene Ontology annotation, biological process: microtubule-based movement.
AAUCCAGAGCUGACAACCCAAAGUUGACUGCAUGCAAAGCAGUGUUUUCGCAAGGGCAAAUGCAGAAUGAGUUCAUAAUGCAUAAGCUGCCACUUAAUUUUGCUUUUCAGAACUGCUGAAUAUGUAUCAUUUCACUUGUUCAGGGGGCUCCUGAGCUCUUCUCUGGCUUUUUUGUUGUUUUGGUGGGGGACAUCAAUUGGCCAAAAAGCAUUUGGAAAGGCAGCCUUUAAGAAACACCAGGUCUGUUGACUCAGGUGAAUGCAAACAGGCUGUCUUGCUAAGAAACAAAUCAGAGGUGAUUGCUUUUUUUUCCUGGAGAGGACAACUGUUAUUAAAGUCCACAUUUAUAAUCUUGCAACAAAUGAAGUUAUUGAUUAGUCAAUACAAUCAAUCAAUGAGUGCUUUUGGCCCUUAAUCCCUUGUAGCUAAAUGGAGCUGUAAAUGCGUUGCCUUGGCAGCAAUAGACCGAGCUGGAUUCAGUUCUGGGCUCUAAAAUGAAGAGAGGUUCUUGAAUCACUGGGAAGGGUUGUUUCUUCCCUGAUCAUGAGGGCCGAGUUGCCCUGAGGAGGGGAAACACGGUCCCCUUGUAAUAAGUUUGCACUAACUAAUGUUCAUUCGGUUCCACUACCCAGUAUUAAUGUUGGGGAGAUUCUACUUUGCCGUUUGCUUGAGCUAGUUCAGGGAUGUGAAUUCGUUCUGUUGCCUGUUAACGGGGCUCCGGUCUUCCCUCGAACACAGCAUUUUGCUACGAUGGUGUCUGAGCAAUCUACUGAACAGGGCCACGUGUCCGUGGUGGUACGAGUGCGUCCCCAGACCUCGUGGGAGCAGGAGAGCAACCGCCCAAGGGUGGUGCAGGUGGUGAGUGACUGUCUGCUGGUUUUCGACCCCGAGGAGCCCAGACCCCCAGCGAUCACGGCGGGUUUCCAAGGGCUUGAUUCUGCCCCAAGGCGGAAGGGCAAGGACCUGACGUUUGCUUUUGACCGGGUGUUCGGCGAGAGUGCUGCUCAGGUGGAGGUGUUUGAGAAUACCACCGAAGGCCUCCUGGAUGCUGUCCUGAACGGCUACAACUGUUCUGUGUUUGCCUACGGUGCCACCGGGGCUGGGAAGACGUAUACCAUGCUGGGGUCCGAGAAAGACCCGGGCAUCAUGUACCUGACCAUGGCGGAGUUGUUCAGGAAAAUAGAGGCCAGGAGAGAGCAGCAGCGCUACGAGGUGCUUGUCUCAUACCAAGAGGUGUACAACGAGCAGAUCCACGAUUUGCUGGAACCAAAAGGUCCUCUGGCUGUGCGGGAGGACCCAGAGAAAGGAGUGGUGGUUUCCGGCCUCUCUUUUCACCAGCCCAGAACUGCAGAGCAGCUACUGAAAAUGUUGGCGCGAGGCAACCAGAACCGCACUCAGCACCCCACGGACAUCAACGCCGCUUCUUCCCGUUCCCACGCCAUCUUCCAGAUCUACGUGAAGCGGCACGACGCCAUCGCCCAGGACCUGCAAGUGGGCAAGAUGAGCCUGGUUGACCUGGCAGGCUCGGAACGGGCCUCUGUUGCCAACACAAGAGGGGAGCGACUGCGGGAGGGGGCCAACAUCAACCGCUCUCUUCUGGCCCUGAUCAACGUCAUCAACGCCCUGGCCGAUGCAAAGAGCAAGAAGCCUCAUAUCCCCUAUCGGGACAGCAAACUGACGCGCAUUUUGAAGGACUCCAUUGGCGGGAACUGCCGCACCAUCAUGAUUGCUGCUGUGAGCCCGUCCGUGGUUUCUUAUGAGGACACCUACAACACCCUCAAAUAUGCCAACCGGGCCAAAGAAAUCAAACUCUUGAUGAAAAGAAACACCUUAACGUUGGACUACCAUAUUAGCCAGUACGCCGCUAUUUGUGAGCAGCUGAAAGCUGAGGUAGCAGACCUGCGAGGAAGACUCCAAGCGUAUGAGGGAAAGGGCCCGCUGGGGAACCCCCACGGCUUGACGCAUUCUGGCCCCGAGGAGGCGGAGCUCGUCAGGGUGAAGGAAGCUGGUUUCGGUCAUCCGGGUGAUCGAGAGACAGAAGCACAACCGGAGCUGCUCAAACCAGGCUGCCCCUCCUCUUCUUUGGGAGGAAGCAGCCUAAAGCAAGACUCGGGAAGGAAACCUGGUUGCUCCAUCACAGAAUCCUCAGGCCCCGUUCUACCACAGGGAAACAUGCCUGUUGGGCAGCAGAGAAUGGCGAGAGCUCAGCUGGAGAGAUUGGUGGCGACCGUCUUGAGCGUGGCCCGGAAGCAGUAUUCUGUGCUAAAAGCGGCCAGCCUCCUCACUCCGGAUAUGAUCAUGGAGUUUGAAGAGCUGGACCACUUGGUGCCCCGACAGUCUGGAGAGCCGCCGAGGGCUCCUGCUGCGGACCAGCAGCUAGAGGAGCCCCACACGGUCCCCAAGGUUGCGCUGCCGCUGGAAGGGCCACGGUUUGCAAAUGACGCCGAGCGGGCCAGCGCAGCAGGCAGUUCUGGCUCCCCACCCACCCUGCCAGCCCCAAGCGAUUUCAAGACCCCCCACCUCCCCACCAAGAGGAGGAAGAGGACAUCGGGAGGAACGACUCCCUCUGGAAGACACAGGCCAAAGCGUCAGCGGAAAGCUAGCCCCCCUCCCCAGCAAGUGAGCUCCCCAGAGGGGUGGGCCGUCCUUGUGGGAGCAGACUGUACCAGCACCCCUCUUGUGGAGAGGAUGAAAUCUAGCCCGACGGGUCUGCCUGCCCUGCCGCCGUGCCCUCCGACCGUCACCGAGGGCCGGGUGCCCCUGGGCCCCUCGGCCACUCAGAACUGCUCUACGCCACUCCCCCAACGAGGCCUGAACACCACUUUCGAGCUUAGCAAGAACCCCUGUGCCAAAAGUGGUCCGGAAUUCAUUGGAUGGGAGAACCUCCAACAGCUCCCCAAUCCCCUGGGAGGGCCUCUUCUACCCAGGGCCUCCAUGCCAGUGUUCACCAUGAAGGGCUCCUCCAUCCCGAGAUCGUCAUCCUUGGCUUCCAGACCAUCCAUGAAGAGGAGGAGACAGGUCACAGGUUCCCACUCGUUGGGUGUCCCACGCAGCCGGAUCGCCAGGCUACAAGGCAACUCUGCGAAGGCUGCACAGACCACGGAUACGGCAGCAGGAGGUCCAUCUUGCGGCACCGCGUGGAGAUGGCGCUGAAACGGUUCUAGAGGAUUUGCCUUGUCUCAGUCCUAGAAGCUGAUUGGCUGAUGACUUCUUUCACAGUUUGGGGCUGUCAACAUCCUCUCUCUUUGUUGUCUUGUAAUAAUACAAUUUCUCUCUCUCUCUCUCUCUCUCUCUAGAAGUAGAUAUAUCCUUGCUUUGUUUUCUGAGCCCAGCUCCUCCCUCAACCUGGCCUUGUGCGCUUACGAUAAGCGGUCAGAAGCCGAACAGCAACUUAUCUUUUUAAAUAAACUCUCUGGGAACAAGAA